Sinocyclocheilus anshuiensis is the source of this 885-nucleotide messenger RNA. RefSeq names its product zinc transporter ZIP11-like. Gene Ontology annotation, biological process: zinc ion transmembrane transport. Gene Ontology annotation, molecular function: zinc ion transmembrane transporter activity. The transcript is spliced from 6 exons. Lineage: Eukaryota; Metazoa; Chordata; Actinopteri; Cypriniformes; Cyprinidae. Bases 23 to 709 code for a protein of 228 amino acids. The record is from RefSeq and is a predicted model, not a curated record. Gene Ontology annotation, cellular component: membrane.
GGGUGUGGGGACGGAUCCUCAUAUGGCUGUGGUGCUGCCGUCUGAUGCCAAACUGAAGAAGAAGAGCUCGAUGGCCGGCCUGUCGGAGGAGGAGCAGCUGUCCAUCAGGAUAGGUAGAGCAGGAGUUCACUCAGAUAAAAUCGAGAAUGGAGAGGUGUAUCAGAGACGCAGGGGUCUCAACACCGGCCACACAGAGGAGCAUGACGUGAGUCCUAAAGCACAGGAAGUGAGCGGUCAAACAGGAAGCAGCUGGAGGCGAAUCGUUCUGCUGAUCCUGGCCAUCACCAUACACAACAUUCCCGAGGGUUUGGCUGUUGGCGUGGGCUUUGGAGCGGUCGGGAAAACUCCCUCGGCUACGUUUGAAAGCGCCAGAAAUUUGGCUGUAGGCAUUGGCAUUCAGAACUUUCCAGAAGGCCUUGCCGUGAGUCUCCCAUUGCGGGGUUCUGGAGUGUCCACAUGGCGAUCCUUUUGGUACGGGCAGCUGAGUGGGAUGGUGGAGCCUCUGGCGGGGUUGCUAGGGGCCGUUGCUGUGGUGCUGGCGGAGCCGUUGCUACCGUACGCUCUGGCCUUCGCUGCAGGAGCCAUGGUGUAUGUGGUGGUGGAUGACAUCAUUCCUGAAGCCCAAGUCAGCGGGAAUGGCAAACUGGCCUCAUGGACGUCCAUUCUGGGCUUCAUCGUCAUGAUGUCACUGGAUGUGGGGCUUGGCUGAGCCUUUUCAUUGGACGAAUCUUCGAAUGUCAGCUGACUGCACUGAAAAAAAAGUGACCAAAGCAGCCUUUUUUCUCGGUGUAUAGGUUUAUUAAUCAAUGGAAUAUUUUUCUACUUAAUGUAUUUUAUGUAAUUUUUUUUUUUUGUUAUUUUAUUUGUUUUAUAUGGGAGCCCAUU